This is a messenger RNA of Rhopilema esculentum, 1100 nucleotides long. Lineage: Eukaryota; Metazoa; Cnidaria; Scyphozoa; Rhizostomeae; Rhizostomatidae. The record is from RefSeq and is a predicted model, not a curated record.
AUUUUUUAACUUAAAUUUUUUAAGUUACGGUUCAUCCAUAGAAUUUUUUAUUUGUAGUUACAUCAUUGGUGAGGAGAAUUAUGAGAGGAGAAAAACCAAGACAAUCUUUCUACUACACCGUUUCUGUACUUGAUGAGAGCAGUGAUCAGAGUAGGGAUCAGAGCAGUAAUCAGAGUAGUGAUCAGAGCAGUAAUCAGAGUAGUGAUCAGAGCAGUAAUCAGAGUAAUGGUCAGAGUAGUGAUCAGAGCAGUAAUCAGAGUAGUGAUGAGAGCAGUGAUCAGAGUAGUGAUCAGAGCAGUGAUCAGAGUAGUGAUCAGAGCAGUAAUCAGAGUAGUGAUGGGAGCAGUGGUCAGAGUAAUGAUCAGAGUAGUGAUCAGAGUAGUGAUCAGAGCAGUAAUCAGAGUAGUGAUCAGAGCAGUGAUCAGAGUAGUGAUCAGAGUAGUGAUCAGAGUAGUGGUCAGAGUAGUGAUCAGAGCAGUGAUCAGAGUAGUGAUGAGAGCAGUGAUCAGAGUAGGGAUCAGAGCAGUGAUCAGAGUAGUGAUCAGAGCAGUAAUCAGAGUAGUGAUGGGAGCAGUGGUCAGAGUAAUGAUCAGAGUAGUGAUCAGAGUAGUGAUCAGAGCAGUGAUCAGAGUAGUGAUCAGAGUAGUGAUGAGAGCAGUAAUCAGAGUAGUGAUGGGAGCAGUGGUCAGAGUAAUGAUCAGAGUAGUGAUCAGAGUAGUGAUCAGAGCAGUGGUCAGAGUAAUGAUCAGAGUAGUGAUCAGAGCAGUAAUCAGAGUAGUGAUGGGAGCAGUGGUCAGAGUAAUGAUCAGAGUAGUGAUCAGAGUAGUGAUGAGAGCAGUGGUCAGAGUAAUGAUCAGAGUAGUGAUCAGAGUAGUGAUCAGAGUAGUGAUCAGAGCAGUGGUCAGAGUAAUGAUCAGAGUAGUGAUCAGAGCAGUAAUCAGAGUAGUGAUGGGAGCAGUGGUCAGAGUAAUGAUCAGAGUAGUGAUCAGAGUAAUGAUCAGAGUAGUGAUCAGAGUAGUGAUCAGAGCAGUGAUCAGAGUAGUGAUCGAGUAGUGAUCAGAGUAGUAAUCCUUAAAUAUUACAUUACGUAUUCUAUUUUG